Messenger RNA from Chinchilla lanigera (long-tailed chinchilla), 2249 nucleotides. Its product is annotated as olfactory receptor 1361-like. The transcript has a single exon. The record is from RefSeq and is a predicted model, not a curated record. Gene Ontology annotation, biological process: G protein-coupled receptor signaling pathway. NCBI's taxonomy places the organism in Eukaryota, Metazoa, Chordata, Mammalia, Rodentia, Chinchillidae. Bases 373 to 1308 code for a protein of 311 amino acids. Gene Ontology annotation, molecular function: olfactory receptor activity; G protein-coupled receptor activity. Gene Ontology annotation, cellular component: membrane.
AGUAGCAAGGUUUGUGACUCCAUCUGCUAGAGUUUAAAAUAAACACAGCAAUAAUCAGUUGUUUCUCUUGUCUCUGUGAGCUGCCAGAGUGGGAGAAAGCUUAACAGAGACCUACAUAACAGAGAUCUACAUAAUUGCAAUGAAGGACUGUGUGUUCUUCUUCAUGUUGUUUUAAUGUCAUAUCUUGUUAAAGGAAAAGAACGAGCCCAUUGGGACCACUGUCAUCUAGGACUGAGAGUUGAGAAUCGACCCGGCAAUGCUAAUGAAGGUGUGGCUAAUGUGACCGUGGCUACAGUGUAACUUCUUCCAUCUAAGCACGCAGCUUCUGCAUUUCUGACCUCAACCUCUCUGCUUCGCAGCUGGACUCAGAUUAUGAGAAGCCUCAACCAGUCCAGCAUCUCUGAGUUCCUCCUCCUGGGCCUCUCCAGGCAGCCCCAACAGCAGCAGCUCCUCUUCCUGCUCUUCCUCACCAUGUACCUGGCCACCGUCCUGGGGAACCUGCUCAUCGUCCUGGCCAUCAGCACCGACUCUCGCCUGCACACCCCCAUGUACUUCUUCCUCAGCAACCUGUCCUUCGUGGACAUCUGCUUCUCCUCCACCACUGUCCCCAACGUGCUGGCCAAUCACAUACUUGGCAGCCAGGCCAUCUCCUUCUCUGGCUGUCUCACGCAGAUGUAUUUUCUCUUUGAGCUUACUGACAUGGACAAUUUCCUCCUGGCCGUGAUGGCCUAUGACCGCUUUGUUGCCAUAUGCCAUCCUUUACGGUACACAACAAAGAUGACCCGUCAGCUCUGUGUUCUGCUGGUGGCUGGCUCUUGGGUGGUCGCCAACCUGAACGCUCUGUUGCACACCCUGCUGAUGGCUCGGCUCUCAUUCUGUGCAGACAAUGUGAUCCCCCACUUCUUCUGUGAUGUGAGCCCGCUCCUGAGACUCUCCUGCUCAGACACACACCUCAAUGAAAUGAUGAUUUUUUUUGAAGCAGGGCUGAUAGUGAUAGCCCCAUUUAUUUGCAUUCUAGUGUCAUAUGCCCUUAUAGUUUCUGCUGUCCUGAGGAUCUCAUCUAGAAGAAGGUGGACAGCCUUCUCCACUUGUGGCUCCCACCUGGCUGUAGUUUUUCUCUUCUAUGGCACCAUCAUCUCUCUGUAUUUCAACCCUGCAUCCUCUCACUCAGCAGAGAAGGACACCGCAGCUGCCAUGAUGUACACCGUGGUGACCCCCAUGCUAAACCCUUUCAUCUACAGCCUGAGGAACAAGGACAUGAAAGGGGCUCUUGGAAAAGUCAUUAUUGUAAAACUUUUAUCCACUUAAUAACGAUUUAGGCUAGAGAAAUCAUGGAAGAUGAAACUUAUCUCCCAGAAAAUCCUUUUUGUUGUUUCUUCUAUGUGAAAAUUAGCAUGUAUCUUUUGUGAAAGAAAUGUCUAGUAUCUAUCUUGGGAGAAUAAAAUCCUUCACAUAGACUCUUUAGAUUAAAGAUGGCAAGAGGCCCUUUGAUCAAAUGACCAUUCUAAUUAUCAGUAUCCUCCUGCAAAACCCACUGGAAACAACUGUUGCUGAAAAUGUUGAAGGAUAAUUACUCAUUAGUACUUAUUACUCAUUACACUGGAGGAUAAUGUGCACCUUUGGGCAACAGUGAGGCUUCUCCCUAAUAGUGUGCGUAAGGAUUUAUCAUGGGCCCUGGGCUUUGUGUGAAGAUGUUGGAGAGAUGGUGAGUCUUGUAGAUGGGAUACUUUUGAAUAUGUUACUGUAUCGCAUCUGGGAGGGAGGACAAAUGGACUGAAGCCAGAGUUGUGACUGGCAGUUGUGACUGGCAGUUGUAGUUGUGACUGGCAAAGAAGUUCAGCUAUGCACAUCAGCAAGUCUGGGCAGUAUGUGGCCAUUUUUGUGGCUAGGACAGUAUUCACAUGUUUGUGCUCCGUUGUGUCUACAGAUUGGUCUUAAUUUGUCUUGCUGUAUCACAGUCACCACGGCCUUAUUGGAUAUUGAUGUUCUGUGGAAUUCUGUGUGUCCCUCAAAAGAGCACCAAGACCGAUAGUUGUGAGAGACAGGAAAGCUCUCCCAGAUAUUGGGGUUGUUUACUUUUUCUCGCACAAAGACCUGGAUCUAAGUACAUCCAAUGGGAAGAUCAGACUGGAAGCGUUUACUUAGAACUUUAGGAAAUCCUAAUUCUUCCACUCAUUUAAACUAAUUUCUUUUAUCUUCUUGUCUAGCCUUACAUUAAAGUAGAAAUAUGGGUAAGAAACAAAUGUGUG